Hypoxylon fragiforme is the source of this 1913-nucleotide messenger RNA. RefSeq names its product sphingoid long chain base kinase. Gene Ontology annotation, cellular component: membrane; cytoplasm; intracellular membrane-bounded organelle. Bases 213 to 1748 code for a protein of 511 amino acids. NCBI's taxonomy places the organism in Eukaryota, Fungi, Ascomycota, Sordariomycetes, Xylariales, Hypoxylaceae. Gene Ontology annotation, biological process: sphingosine biosynthetic process. The transcript has 3 exons. The record is from RefSeq and is a predicted model, not a curated record.
ACGAUAUAAGGCAACAGUUCCAAGUUGUUUAGGAACUGGUUUCUUCUGAAGCCGCCAUGUUUAUAACUUGUUUAUGACUUGCAAUUAAUACCAAAAGGAGGUUUAAGACUAUAUCUAGUGGCGGUAAUUCAAGUAAUAAUUAUUAUUCUUAGUCUCUCAUUCUUCAAUCAUUCUAUCGUGGUACAUUAAUUACAAAUUACACUCAUUCAUCAAUGGCUACUGGCGCCACUGCUUCUUCGGCUUCUCAGCCAUCCAUCCAUAAUGUUUUGGUUUUCUCCAAAGGCGCGUCUCUUGCCAUAACACGCACUUCUCUUGUUGUAAAUGACAAAUCACUGGCAAGACAUCAUCGGAGAAAGCUUUGUGGCAUUUCUAUCGGUAGUAGUCCUGCUGAGUUCACCAUCCCUCUCUAUAAUAUCCUGUGGUCGGAAAUCGGCGCCGCCGGAGACCUGGUUAUCGAUUACGCGAAUCCUAUUUCCAAAAAACACCUGCGCCUAGCAACGCUAACCUACCCCCUCGAGGAACUCCCCCCCGACGCAGUGAAAGAGUGGGUUGAUCGUCUCCUCCAAGAAGCCUAUGGGCCAGCCCAGCGUUGCAAACGUGCCAAAGUUUUAGUCAAUCCACAUGCAGGACCAGGGGGUGCCGAUAAUAUAUGGGAACAUGAUGUAAAGCCGUUGCUUGAGGCAGCGCGCAUGCCUCUAGAUGUGGUACGAACUAAAUUCCCUGGCGAAGCUGUCGGGAUAUGCGAAAAUCUCGAUAUCGAUGCGUAUGACGUCGUAAUCCCUUGUUCGGGAGAUGGGCUACCAUACGAGUGCAUUAAUGGGUUGGGAAAGCGAGCUGACGCGCGCAAGGCCCUGCGCCAGGUGGCUGUGGGGCAUAUACCGUGCGGCAGCGGAAACGCAAUGAGCUGUAACCUGAAUGGCUCCUACAGACCAAGCUUCGCGGCACUGGCCAUCAUCAAGGGCGUCAGGACACCACUAGAUCUGAUGAGCGUCACUCAAGGAGAUACACGGACUCUUAGCUUCCUCAGCCAAUCGGUGGGGAUUAUAGCUGAAUGCGAUCUGGGCACAGAAAACUUACGGUGGCUGGGUGCAGCGCGAUUCAACGUUGGCCUUGUGCAAAGAAUAUUUAGCAAAAAAGUGUAUCCCUGCGAUAUUUCUAUGAAAGUAGAGAUUGUGGAAAAAAUUGAUAUCAAAGCGCACUACAAACGCGAGCAAACAGAGUCCGAUUACACCACAAGGAGGGAGAAGGAAGCAUCUAUUGUUGGCGAAUCUGCUUCAAGCGAAGCUGAUAUUGGAGAUGGCUUACCCCCAUUGCGAUUUGGUACUGUCCAUGACAAGAUUCCCGACGAUUGGGAAACAGCGUCGUAUGACAAACUGGGCAAUUUCUAUUGUGGAAAUAUGGCGUGGAUGGCCCCAGAUGCGAACUUUUUUGCAGCAGCAUGCCCCAACGACGGUCUGAUGGAUGUCGUAAUCAACGAUGGCGAUAUAUCAGCAGCCAAGUAUUUGGAACUGUUAACGUCGGUUGAGACUGGCCAUUUGUUUGAUAAUCCUCACGUAUCAUACAAAAAAGUAGCCGCAUAUCGCUUCACCCCUCGAAACCAGAACGAUGGCUACAUCAGCAUCGAUGGCGAACAUGUCCCUUUCGAACCUUUCCAAGUCGAGAUCCACCAGGGGUUAGGUACUGUAUUGUCGAAAUGUGGAAAGUACGAAGCAGCAGGGCCAAACGGCUGGGAAGAAGCCAGUGUCUGAAAUUGCCGAAAUUAUCAGAUGGAACGAAUUCCAGUAAGCAAGUCGUGAGAUACCCAAUACCGUCACAUAUCCUACCUGUGUAAAUAGUUGCAGACUUGCCCCGCAAGAAAAUGUUCUUGGUCUCCAGUAGCGAAGCAACAGCGUCAUUAAAGCUCCGGUUCCCAU